Messenger RNA from Microtus oregoni (creeping vole), 1707 nucleotides. RefSeq names its product chromosome unknown C12orf40 homolog (gene Redic1). The record is from RefSeq and is a predicted model, not a curated record. The coding region runs from base 1 to 1707 and encodes 568 amino acids. NCBI's taxonomy places the organism in Eukaryota, Metazoa, Chordata, Mammalia, Rodentia, Cricetidae. The transcript has 7 exons.
AUGUGGGAUCGGUGUGACAAGCUGGAAUGGCAAUGUCAGCUACUCAUGCAGAUAUGGGUAGAGGGCCGCCUUUCCAAGACACCGGGUGAGCUGAUGGCCCAGCACAGAAACGGACACAAAGCCGGGUGGCCAUGGGCGCCUAGCCGGAAGUGCAUGGAGUGGGACCUGGUGCCACACCGGAAGAAAAACGCCCUCACGCAGAGGCUGUCAGGAGAAGUCCAGGCGGCUAUCUGGCUGUGUGGCUCUGCUGUCGAACUGCGAGGGCCCAACACGGGAAGCUCUAGAGAGAUGAACUGGGUCGGGGGCUCACGGACCAGGGUUCUAAUAAAGCAAGAAAGAAGAAAGCAGAAGGAGUACUUUGAAAAGAAUAAGUUAAAAUCAAAAAUUAAAUCUCUAGGAGUUUGUCCACCUGUCAAGAACCCCACUGCCAGUUUAGACCUUCUUAACCUGUACAUGGUAAAUCAGAUAGCGUCCAAGAAGAAAACACCUGAAACCAUGAAAAGACCAACACAUGUGAAUAUGAAUAGAGACUGGAAAAUUCCACUAAGAAAGCAUGUGUUAGACCUUCCAAUGUCACCUCAUUGUGUACCUUCCAAACUGUGCAUCGAUGACAUGGGGACUAAUCCAGAAACUGGUGCUUUCCUUACUAAAAGAUCUGUGUUCAUGGGUGAAGAUUGUGGAAGCCUGUGUGAACGAAGACAACCAGACUUUGCUAUGGAAAAAACAGCGGUGCAACAGAUUUGGAGGAAUGAUGGGAAAGCAUUCUCUAAUUUUUUAGAACAUGUGAUCCCGCCAACUUGGAGACAUCCAUCAUCCAAUCACGACAUGGACUCCUUUGUGAGUCCCAAUAUGAUCAAUUUACUAAGCAGAGAUCAGCCGGGGAGAAUGUCAGCCUUUCACAAGUGUGGCUCUGGUAGUUUGAGUGACUCCUGUGUAGAUUUUUCUGAUGAAAGCCAUUACACUGGUGGGUGCAUUAAUGGAGAUUUGACAGUUCCUCGGACAGCUUCUUAUAGUCCUCCACUUAGUACAAGUUACUUAGGAACAUGUCAGGCAACGAAGCCCUACCAGAAGGAGUACAGCGAUAGUGAAAUAAAUGAAUUUAGAAGCUCUUUUGAGAAAGACUGUCACCUAACCAGCUGUGGAAGAAAAGAUCUGGAGUCUUCGCAGAGCAGCCAGUCCGCCAGCUACUCUCCACGACUGAUGGGGAGUACAUUCAGCUCGAGUUCGGAUUUGGUAUCUGAAGAUGAAGAUCAAAUCCAGCAGCAAAUUGAAGAUUCAAAUAAGAAAGACACAGAAACAGCUGAUAAUUUUUGUCAAGAAAAGUUGGUAGAUCAUUUAGGUGACAUAAUUGUGGAAGACAAUGUCAAAAUUCAUAAUUUUCACGAGUCUCCAGUGAAAAAUAAUACUGAUACAUUUCCAGAGUUUCAGUACAAUUCAGAACAUACCUCACAAAACAAAAUCAGUAACAACUGUGUGCUUCAGGCUAGAAGAUGUGAUGUAGGGGUACAGACAGAGAAAGAGCUGGCUAUGGGGGAAACAGCUGAUGUUGCCGUACAGUGUACCAUAAUCUCCCAAUGUUCAUGUAAAAGCAGUCCCAAUGUUCCUGUAAAAGAGGUACCUUCCCUUCAUAAGGCUGGCAGCUAUAGUGAAGAUAUCAGGACAGAUACCUCUGGAGGGCAGGAAACACUUAAAGAUAACUCAUUCUAA